Molecule: messenger RNA, 1045 nt
Organism: Apus apus (common swift)
Lineage: Eukaryota; Metazoa; Chordata; Aves; Apodiformes; Apodidae
Gene: NFAM1
Product: NFAT activating protein with ITAM motif 1
Exons: 6
Coding region: 17-862 (281 amino acids)
Biological process (GO): positive regulation of B cell receptor signaling pathway; B cell receptor signaling pathway; regulation of B cell differentiation
Cellular component (GO): membrane raft
Molecular function (GO): transmembrane signaling receptor activity
Source: RefSeq, a predicted model, not a curated record
GGGAUCCACCAGCUGCAUGGGCAUGGAAAUACCUGACAAACCCUCAUCUGUUAUGCCUUCUGGAUCUUCGUAUCUGGUUGCUUUCUUACAGCCUUUGACCCCCAUCAUGGCCUCUAAUCUAAAAGUCAUCUUCCUCUUUCUUUGGUUGCUUCAGUGUGGAGGAGGAAACGUCGAUGUACAACAGAAACCUCCAAUCCAGGUUGCACUGCUGAAGGAAGGAAUAACCAUCCCCUGUGAAGUUACCUUCCCUUAUAUGCCGAAAUACACCAAAUUUUCAGUCUUCUACUACUUGAUUAAUUCAUUGGGCCAGCACACAUCCAUCUGUAAUAGGUCAGAAAAUGUACUCAUCCCUGCUGGAAAAGAGAAUCAGACUGCUACCCGAUCUUACAAUCACACACUCAUGCCAUCUCAAAGCAGCUCUUUCACUGGCACGUACUACUGCAAGGUCAAAUGGCAUGACAUCCAGAAAAUGGGAAACGGAGUGUUUGUCCUUGCUAGAGGUACAGGGUAUCCAGAGACCUCUUCUGGGUGGAAAAUCCUCGUUACCCUCACCACUCUUCUUGCUUUAUUGAGCAUCACUGCAACAGUUCUGCUUCUGUGGAAAAGAAAGGUAUCGUGCCCUAGAAUGAACCAGCUAAAUAUCCUGAGACAUAAGGUGGAAACGCAGCCCCCUCCAGCCAGCCCACCACCACCACCACCACCUCCUGUGUAUGACUGUCUGGAUUUGCAGCAAGUUGAAGUCUACUCUAUCCUUGAGGACAACACAAAAAACCUGUCACCCAAGAAGAGUCCUCCAAGGAAGACACCUAAGAAGAAAGCAACUCUAGAAGAAUCCUCUGAUACAUUGUAUGAGAAUAUCUAACAGGGAAAAUCUAAGGCUAUGUGGACCAGGUAUCUUCCUGUAUAGCAGAAUUAUUCUCUUACAGCCCCAGUUCUCUGCAGAGAUCCACAACGACUUCAGGGCACAACCACAAGGGACUUGUGAACCCCUGGCUCCUUCUAAACUGCCCUUCAUAAACAACAGAAUACAUCUGCUCAAAUCCCA